AUGUCUCUAGAGACAGCACAUCUUGUGGAGGCAGAGGAGGUGUGCGUGAUAACGGAGCACGGAGAGGUGUGCGUGAAAACGGAGCCUGGAGAGGUGUGCGUGAAAACGGAGCCUGGAGCGGUGUGCGUGAAAACGGAGCCUGGAGCGGUGUGCGUGAAAACGGAGCCUGGAGAGGUGUGCGUGAAAACGGAGCCUGGAGAGGUGUGCGUGAAAACGGAGCACGGAGAGGUGUGCGUGAAAACUGAGCACGGAGAUGUGAGCAUGGAGGAGGAGCGAGAGUGUGAGGCUAGCGUGCUGCGCGGAGUGAGCGCGGCGGCCGCCGAGGCUGGACUGUACGUCGACCAUGAGGUCAAGGACGAGCUCGUGCUGGGCCCCGAGGAGUGGCACCGCCCCAGGGUGCUACCAUUACAAGUGUAUUCGGACGGCAGCGCCGCCCGCGCUAGGGAACAGCUCGCGAUGGUUUGCUCCGUGGUGCUCGAGCGCCUCCGUGACGACGCGACUGUUCACAGUGGAGGCAAACCAUAUGGCUGCGAACACUACCUGGAAAGACACAUGAUAAUACACACUGGGGCCAAGCCAUUUCAAUGUAGCAACUGCGACUACAAGUGCAGGCAGAAAGAACAGUUGCUAUCACACCAGAGGAUACACACCGGAGCUAAGCGUUUUCAGUGUAGCCACUGCGAUUACAAAUGCAAUAGAAAAUCACUCCUAGAAAGACACAUGAUGAUACACACUGGGGCCAAGCCAUUUCAAUGUAGCAACUGCGACUACAGCUGCAGGCAGAAAGGAAGCCUGCUAAGACACCAGAUGACACACACCGGGGCGAAGCCAUUUCGGGUAAAGUCUUUUCAGUGUAGCCACUGCGAUUACAAAUGCAAUCGAAAAUCAGUCCUAGAAAGGCACAUGAUGAUACACACUGGGGCGAAGCCAUUUCAAUGUAGCAACUGCGACUACAAGUGCAGGCAGAAAGAACAGUUGCUAUCACACCAGAGGAUACACACCGGAGCUAAGCGUUUUCAGUGUAGCCACUGCGAUUACAAAUGCAAUCGAAAAUCACUCCUAGAAAGACACAUGAUGAUACACACUGGGUCCAAGCCAUUUCAAUGUAGCAACUGCGACUACAAGUGCAGGCAGAAAGAAAACUUGCUAACACACCAGAGGAUACACACCGGGGCGAAGCCAUUUCAAUGUAGCAACUGCGACUACAGCUGCAGGCAGAAAGGAAGCCUGCUAAGACACCAGAUGACACACACCAGGGCGAAGCCAAUUCGGGUGAAGUCUUUUCAGUGUAGCCACUGCGAUUACAGGUUCAGGCAGAAAGAACACUUGCUAUCGCACCAGAGGAUACACACUGGGGCGAAGCCAUUUCAAUGUAGCAACUGCGACUACAGUUGCAGGCAGAAAGGACACUUGCUAAGACACCAGAUGACACACACAGGGGUAAAGUCUUUUCAGUGUAGUCAGUGCGAUUAUAAAUGCAAUCGAAAAUCAGUCCUAGAAAGACACAUGAUGAUACACACUGGGGAGAAGCCAUUUCACUGUAGCAACUGCGAUUACAAAUGCCGUGAUAAAUCAAGCCUACGAAGGCACCAGAAGACGCAUGCUGGGACGAAGCCUAAUAACGCAGCAAUAGCGACUACAAGUGCAGCCUGA
Molecule: messenger RNA, 1653 nt
Organism: Cydia amplana
Lineage: Eukaryota; Metazoa; Arthropoda; Insecta; Lepidoptera; Tortricidae
Product: zinc finger protein 184-like
Exons: 3
Coding region: 1-1653 (550 amino acids)
Biological process (GO): regulation of transcription by RNA polymerase II
Cellular component (GO): nucleus
Molecular function (GO): RNA polymerase II cis-regulatory region sequence-specific DNA binding; DNA-binding transcription factor activity, RNA polymerase II-specific
Source: RefSeq, a predicted model, not a curated record